AUGGCAAACAAAAACAAGAAAGCACCUUUGCCCAAAAAUAUAGCUACCAAUCAAGAAGAUGUUGAAGACGAUGACAAUGACGGUGACUUUGGAACCACCUCAUCAGCUAAUAAAUUUCAGGCCAAAUUUUCCAUGUUAAUGUCCGACGACGAUAAUGACGCCGCAGAUGAUGAUAACGACGAAGAAGUUGCACCAGUUAAGUCUGUACCAACGGUGGCAGCAAGUUCUUCGAAAAAGAAAGGAGCGAAAGCUAAAAAGCAAACAUCGAAGAAUAAGAAAGAAGAUGACGAAAUUGAUUCUCUGUUAGCACAAAUUGAAUCAACCAGUGUAUCGACGAAAAAAUCUGAUAAGAAGAAGAAUAAACAAGCUGCGACAACAGUCAAUCAAGAUGAAGAAGCUUUUAAAGAAGGCGAAGGACAAGAUCUAGAAGAUAUUCUCAAAGAAAUUGAUGAAAAAUUUGACGAAAAAGAUCGACGAAAGGAGGCGAAGAAGGAAAAGAAAAAGAACAAGAAAGAAGAGAAAGAAUCUGUGGAGACUAAACCAGCUGGUAAUGAAGUUGGCGCACAAAGCUCGACGACUGAAAAGGCAUCGGCUGUAACUAAGACUGAAGUUCAAGAAGACGAAGCUGGCGCUGCUGCUGGUGACGAGAAAAAGAGUUCAUCGAAGAACAAGAAGAAAGCAGCUGCAGAAAAGAAGGCGAAAGGUGGUGUUGACGCCAAAACGUUGAGUUUGAUGAAAGAAUUUCAACGGAAACAAGAAGAAGCGAAAUUGAAAGCACUCCAAGAUGAAGAAGCAGAGCUAAGAUUACAAGAAGAACUAGAGAAACAACGCGAAGAAAGACUACGUUUAGAAAAAGAGCGUCGUGAUAAGAAAAAACAAAAAGAAAAAGAUCGUAUUCAACGAAAGAAAGAGGAAGGUUCCUAUUUGACGAAAGAGCAACGAGAGAAGUUAGAACGUGCUCGUAUUCAAUUCGAAGCAGCUGGCAUUCAAGUACCCGCGCGAAGUGCUGAAUCGAAAUCUGCGAAUAAUGGAGAACAACCAAUAAAAAAACGUGUUCUCUACGAUGAUCGUCGAAAGAAAAAUCAAGCCAAUGCAGCUAAACAAGCAGGUACAGCUGGUUCAGCAGCUGCAGGCGCAUCAGAGUCGGUAACAUCGGACGGAGUAGAAAAGCCAUUGCCAGUUAAAGAAGAAGAUAACUUGAAAGAUGAUUGGGAACAAGAAUCAGAAGAAGAAGUAGCAGGUGAAGUUGAAGAAUCUCAAACACCAACAACUGAAACUGCUAGUAUUAAUGUUAAACAUGUGAACCCAACACCAUCAGUGACAACGACAACUACAACAUCAGCGAAGAAUGCAACCAAUGAAAGUUCAGAAUCCGAAUCAUCUGAAGACGAAUCAUCGUCGGACGAAUCCGAGGAUACCAGCUCAUCGAGUGAUGAUGACGAAACUAGUCAACUUUCGCCGUUUGAGCGCGUCAAACGUCGUUUACACAGACGUCACGAAACGUGUGAAAGUCGUCGUACUACAGAGGUUCUUCGUGCACCUGUUAUUUGCGUUUUGGGUCACGUCGAUACGGGUAAAACGAAAAUUCUGGAUAAUCUUCGUCGAACGCAUGUCCAAGAUGGUGAAGCCGGUGGUAUCACUCAACAGAUCGGUGCAACAAAUGUUCCACUCGAAACUAUUCGUGAACGAACGAAGAUGUGUCGAAAACUGGUUUCACGUGAAGGCGAUUUCAUCGUUCCAGGCCUUCUGAUCAUUGAUACACCGGGGCACGAGUCUUUCAAAAACUUACGAUCACGUGGUUCAUCACUUUGCGAUCUGGCCAUUCUCGUUGUUGACUUAAUGCACGGUAUAGAACCACAAACACUCGAAUCUAUUCAAUUAUUAAUCGAAAGAAAGACGCCAUUCAUCGUCGCACUGAACAAGAUCGAUCGAUUGUAUAAUUGGAAAGGUGAUAGUAAGAGAAAUGUGGAACUUGUUCUCGAAGAACAAAGUCCAAAUACGCGCAACGAAUUUGAAAAGCGCUGCAAUGAUGUCAUUGUUCAAUUUGCCGAACAAGGUCUGAAUGUUGCACUUUAUUAUAAAAAUCCUGAUCCAAACGAAUUUUAUUCCAUGGUACCAACAUCAGCACAUACCGGUGAUGGCAUGGGUUCAUUAAUCGCCAUGAUUAUUGAAAGAUGUCAAACUACGCUUGCUAAACGUUUGUCAUAUACUGAUGAAUUGCAAGCCACAGUCAUGGAGGUGAAAGCAAUUGGUGGUCUUGGUACAACGAUUGAUGUUGUUCUUGUGAAUGGACAUUUACAUGUUGGUGAUACAAUUAUUGUUGCAGGCCAAGAAGGACCGAUUGUAACACAAGUUCGUGGCCUUCUUAUGCCUGAACCGAAUCGAGAACUUCGUGUUCGCAACCAAUAUCAAAACUAUAAAUCAGUCAAAGCUGCCCGUGGUAUUAAGAUUGCAGCUAAAGAUCUCGAAAAAGCCAUGGCUGGCCUUCCAUUGUUCGUCGGUCGAAAAGACGAUGAAGUUGAUUAUUUCAGAAAUGAAAUUCAAAAUAUUCUCAAGACUGCACUUAGCUCAAUCAAACUAAAAGAAAACGGUGUCUACGUUCAAGCAUCAACUCUGGGCUCACUAGAAGCCUUACUUGAGUUUCUGAAAACAUCCAAUAUACCAUACGCUGGCAUUAACAUCGGGCCUGUUCACCGAAAAGAUAUUAUUCGUGCGUCAACUCAAUUGGAACGAGAUGCACAAUGGGCAGUUGUACUGGCGUUUGAUGUGAGAAUCGAGAGAGAUGCUCAGGACCAUGCAGAUAACGUUGGUGUGAAAAUCUUCCAAGCUGAUAUCAUCUAUCAUCUCUUCGACAUGUUUAUUGCUCAUCGUGAACGCGUUAAAAAAGAAAAUCAAGAAAAAUUUCGACAUCUUGCCGUGUUUCCGUGCAAAUUAAAAGUUCUACCGCAAUUCGUAUUCAAUUCGCGUGAUCCAAUCAUCUGUGGUGUAGUCGUGGAAGAUGGUUUUGUCAAGCUGGGUACACCGAUCUGUGUUCCGUCAAAAGAAUUCAUUGAUCUUGGCCGAAUUGUAAGUAUCGAAUUGAAUCAUAAACCAAUGGAAAUUGCAAGAAAAGGUGCGGAAGUUUGUAUCAAAAUUGAUCCGGUCAGUGGUGAAGCACCGAAAAUGUUCGGCCGACAUUUUGACGAAAGUGAUAUCUUGAUGAGCAAAGUAUCCCGAGAAACGAUUGAUGUUGUCAAAGAUCAUUUUCGUGAUGAUAUGCAAAAGUCCGACUGGCAAUUGAUGGUCGAUUUGAAAAAGAUAUUUAACAUUCUUUAA
Messenger RNA from Adineta ricciae, 3315 nucleotides. The record is from the annotation of a GenBank genome assembly. Lineage: Eukaryota; Metazoa; Rotifera; Eurotatoria; Adinetida; Adinetidae.